Molecule: messenger RNA, 3082 nt
Organism: Salvelinus fontinalis (brook trout)
Lineage: Eukaryota; Metazoa; Chordata; Actinopteri; Salmoniformes; Salmonidae
Product: chromosome alignment-maintaining phosphoprotein 1-like
Exons: 2
Coding region: 1157-2350 (397 amino acids)
Biological process (GO): attachment of mitotic spindle microtubules to kinetochore
Source: RefSeq, a predicted model, not a curated record
AAAUGUCAUGUGUCCAGCCUAUUACAGUCACCAACGCUCUGGAUAACAUGAACACUUGCGAACCAGGUCUGCUAGGGCGAGUAAAAUGGUCAAAGUGUUCUCAUUUGUGUCUGGAAGUAGCUAGCAAGCUAGCCAACGUUAGCUUGGGUGCCGUUGUAAGGUCAGAACGCUCAAAUCAACCCUACUCCUUGGCCCGAGCGUCUAGUGUGUGCUCCAAGAGCGAAAAACGCUCUGAAUUUACAAACGGACAAUCUGACAACGCUCUGAAUUUACGAGCGCACUCUGGCACUCCAGAUUGAAUUUAAGAACACACUCGAAUUCGUAAAAUGUCUAGUCAUUUGUUAUGCUAGCUAGCAAGAGGUUGCAUCGCAACAGCAUCAACUUCCGGUAGACAGGUGAAGAACUACUACGCGCAAUUGAAAGGAUACUGUUCGUUUACAGUAUGCUAAAAUUAACCAAUAGUAUAUACUCAUUAAGUAUGUCAUACACCGUAUGUUAGUAUGGGUUUUCGAUCACAGCGUUGGUGUUUGCCCCAGUUUACUCUAUUUACAAAACGCCGACAAGGUGCAUUGUCCUGGGCUGCAAACCACCAGUUUCCACUCUUUUCCAGAAGACUACAUCGUAUUCCUAAAAUUGGUGGAAUUCGCCUCCUUACACAAGAAUGGCGUAUUGAACGGCACUCGGAUAUGCGAGGCUCAUUUCAGCAAAGAAUGUUUUCGACUCCAUACACCGAGAAAGAGAUUGUUGUGGGAUGACGCGGUUCCCACGAUUUAUCCCAGCGAUAUCCCGAGCAGAACCGAUACUUCUUCACCUUAUGUUAGCCAAAAGGACGAGAAGAAGCAACACAGAGCGAACCAAGAAGUUCAGGAUAGACCACGCAUGGAUUAUUCUGUUAUACAGAACAGCAGGGAGCCGAAACGGUGAGCAGAGAGUUAAUGAUGGAGGCUACGUCACUUCAACGUACUGAGCGUCACUUCUGAUAAACCAAAGAAAGGCUCCCGAGGAAAAACUGUUACAUUAUAGCAGAUUUUUGCUAUUUCAUCAAAUUAUUCGGCAAAAUGUAAACGAACAGCAAUCAGGCAUAGUCUAUCUAGUCACGGAAAUAUGGAAUGUGCGUUUCAUUGGCUUUUUGAGAAUUGAUAGUGAGCUCCAGUCAAUGGAAGCCCUGAUGGAGGUUAAGGAGUCAGAGACAGCCACAAUGGACGUUAAGGAGUCAAUUUCAGCCGCAAUGGACGUGAAGGAGUCCAUGUCAGCCAUGAUGGAAGUUAAUGAGUCAGAGUCAAAAGAAGCCGUUGUGGACAUUAAGGAGUCACAGGGAGCUGUUAUGGAACUCAAGAGGCAGUCUUCCUCCUCUGGCGGACAGGGGCGGGACAGAGACCGGGAGUCGGACAGCUAUCUCCAGCACCUCCAGUGUCCACACUGUCUGCUCCAGUGUAAGAGCCACUGCAGCUACCUCAUCCACAUCGCUAAGAUCCACCCAAGCCGCCUGGAUGACACGCCUGUGGGUCGCCUGGGCAACGCCAUCUUCUACCAGCGCACGGCACGGCUGUUCCACUGCAGCGUGUGUUUCCACACGGCCAGGGAGUUCCCUCGCCUCUACGACCACUUGCUCACCUGCCACUGCCUCUCUGGGAAGGGCCAGGGAGAGGGGGGAGAAGAGGGCGGUGAGGAGGGAGAAAGGGAUGAGCGUAGGGGGGCGGGGGGAGAAGAACAGGAAGGUAUCAGUGUAGACGUGCUGUCAAAAGACAGUAGUCAUCCUCUCAGUGAGCCCAAGGCAGAAGAGGAGGAUGAGGACAAAGGAGGAGUGAAGCAAGAGGAGGAAGGUAGGAAAAGAGGACUAGAGGAGAUGGAGGGAGGCGAGGACAACGAAGAGGACUCCCGCUCAGCCGGUAGGCCCAUGAAACGAAAGAGAAGCUCUACGGCAGGCAGUGAGGAAGAUGAUCACGACGAAGAGGAAGAGGAGGAGCUACAGACCAACAACAACAAAAAAAGUGACAAACACAAAAAGCAGGAAGAGGCCUUCCUGACCAAAUAUAUCCAGCGCCAGGGGGGUCGCUACAACUGUCGCCUGUGCGGAAAGCGCUCCAAGAUGAAGGGCCAUGCCAUCUACCACGUGAGCUACAAGCACGACGUGCCCAAACCUUACUGCUGUAAAGAGUGUAGCAAGGCCUUCAUACUAGAGUAUUCGCUACUCAAACAUAUCUACCACAACCACAGACAGGGCAUGUACCGCUGCCUCUUCUGCCCCUUCAGCUCUGACGUGGUGUGGGGCAUAAAACGCCAUGGCAACCGCUGCAAUGCCCGAAGCGGGGAGGGGGAGGAGGGGGAGGGCAGCAAUGGAGAAGAGUGAUUGGUUAAUGGUUGCUAACACAUACUGUACCUUGGUAAUCAGGAGAAGGGACAAUACAGCCAGGCCUACAUUAUCUAGGUUCUAGAAUCUCUUUGCAUUGUGCAUCUACUAGGCUAGUAACCCUAGGUACAGUAGAUUCUCAGUGAAGUAUGUAUUUACUUCCUCUGUACACACAGUGAUGAAGAAUGAUGUACUUUGUCAUUCUGUUGACUUUUCCUGAUAUACUUCUGUGGAGCAGAUGGACUCAAAUGUAGAAUAUGUACUUUGUGAACUCGCAAAUAGCCGUAAUAUGUACAUGACAGCUAUUGAUGACUCAUAAUGCUACACAAUGAAACUAUCAACUGACAAAACAUGUUUUUUGUGUGUUUUUUACCUGCCUUUGUAUUAUCUUUAUUACCUGGGAUGUGUUUGUAUCUUGGAAAACAAUACAAUAAAAAUAAUACACACAUUUUAGGUACAAUUUAGCCGACUUCCUCUGCCAUAGAAGUCUAGACACACACCCACACCUGCAGCACAGGAGGUGUGAAACAGUUUGUUUCCUGUCCUGCAGGUGUGUGUGUGAUUUUGGGCUGUUCCUUUGUGGUUUCCUGAACUAACAACAGCUUUUUGUUGUGAGUAGGCUACAGCAGUGUCUCACAACCCAUUCUUGUAUUUCAUACACUGAACAAAAAUAAACCCCACAUGUAAAGUGUUCGAUUUCAUGUGCUGAAAUAAAAAAUCUCAGAAAUGUUC